Ceratotherium simum simum (southern white rhinoceros) is the source of this 3791-nucleotide messenger RNA. It is a transcript of the gene NFATC2, whose product is annotated as nuclear factor of activated T cells 2. The record is from RefSeq and is a predicted model, not a curated record. Gene Ontology annotation, biological process: regulation of transcription by RNA polymerase II; calcineurin-NFAT signaling cascade; cytokine production. Gene Ontology annotation, cellular component: transcription regulator complex. Gene Ontology annotation, molecular function: RNA polymerase II cis-regulatory region sequence-specific DNA binding; DNA-binding transcription factor activity, RNA polymerase II-specific; transcription factor binding. Lineage: Eukaryota; Metazoa; Chordata; Mammalia; Perissodactyla; Rhinocerotidae.
AAGCUCGCGCCGCCGCCGCCGCCGCUCAGCUCCCCGGGGCGCGUCCAGGACCCGCUGCGCCAGGCGCGCCAUCCCCGGCCCCGGCGUGCGUCCCCACGAGGACAGCGACCCCGCCGCUCGGCCCACCUCUCCGCCGCGCUUCCGGCCACCUUCGCCGCCCCCGGCGGGGGCCCAGGAGGAAGCCGAGCCCGCCCUCGCCCUCGCCCUCGCCCCCGGCCCCGCAGCCCUCCCGCCGCUUUGCGCCAUGGACGCCCCGGAGCCGCAGCCGGACCCCGACGGCGGGGACGCCCCGGGCCGCGAGCCCGGGGGCAGCCCCCAAGACGAGUUCGACUUCUCCAUCCUCUUCGACUAUGACUAUUUGAAUCCUAUCGAAGAAGAACCGAAUGCACAUAAAGUCGCCAGCCCACCCUCCGGACUCGCAUACCCCGAUGAUGUCCUGGACUAUGGCCUCAAGCCAUACAGCCCCCUCGCCAGUCUCUCUGGCGAGCCCCCCGGCCGAUUCGGAGAGCCGGAUAGGGUAGGGCCCCAGAACUUUCUGAUCCCGGCCAAGCCAGCGGGGGCCUCGGGCCUGAGCCCUCGGAUCGAGAUCACUCCAUCCCACGAACUGAUGCAGGCAGGGGGGCCCCUCCGCGUGAGAGACACUGGCCUCCUGGUGGAGCAGCCGCCCCUGCCGGGGGUGGCCGCCAGCCCAAGGGUCACCCUGCCGGUGCCUGGCUUCGAGGGCUACCGCGAGCCGCUUUGCUUGAGCCCCGCUAGCAGCGGCUCCUCUGCCAGCUUCAUUUCCGACACCUUCUCCCCCUACACCUCGCCCUGCGUCUCGCCCAAUAACGGCGGGCCCGACGACCUGUGUCCCCAGUUUCAAAACAUCCCUGCUCAUUAUUCCCCCAGAACCUCGCCAAUAAUGUCACCUCGAACCAGCCUCGCUGAGGACAGCUGCCUGGGCCGCCACUCGCCCGUGCCCCGUCCGGCCUCCCGCUCCUCGUCGCCUGGUGCCAAGCGGCGGCAUUCGUGCGCCGGGGCCUUGGUUGCCCCCCUGCCCGGAGCCUCACCCCAGCGCUCCCGCAGCCCCUCGCCGCAGCCCCGGGACGACGGCGCCCCCGCUGGGUACCCCCCCACGGCUGGCUCCGCCGUCCUCAUGGACGCCCUGAACAGCCUCGCCGCGGACUCGCCUUGUGGCAUCCCCCCCAAGAUGUGGAAGACCAGCCCCGACCCGUCGCCGGUGCCUACCGCCCCCGCCAAGGCCGGCCUGCCCCGCCACAUCUACCCGGCCGUGGAGUUCCUGGGGCCCUGCGAGCAGGAGGAGAGGAGGAACUCGGCGCCCGAGUCCAUCUUGCUGGUGCCGCCAACCUGGCCCAAACAGCUGGUGCCCGCUAUUCCCAUCUGCAGCAUCCCAGUGACUACGCCCCUCCCUCCACUUGAGUGGCCGCUCUCCCACCAGUCGGGCUCCUACGAGCUGCGGAUUGAGGUGCAGCCCAAGCCCCAUCACCGGGCCCACUACGAGACCGAAGGCAGCCGAGGGGCCGUCAAAGCCCCAACUGGCGGCCACCCUGUGGUUCAGCUCCACGGCUACAUGGAAAACAAGCCCCUGGGACUUCAGAUCUUCAUUGGGACAGCCGACGAGCGGAUCCUUAAGCCCCAUGCCUUCUACCAGGUGCACCGGAUCACAGGAAAAACCGUCACCACCACCAGCUAUGAGAAGAUCGUGGGCAAUACCAAAGUCCUGGAGAUCCCCCUGGAGCCAAAAAACAACAUGAGGGCGACCAUCGACUGUGCUGGGAUCCUGAAGCUCAGAAAUGCCGACAUUGAGCUGCGGAAAGGCGAGACGGACAUCGGAAGGAAGAACACGCGGGUGAGGCUGGUCUUCCGGGUGCACAUUGCAGAGUCCAGCGGAAGGAUCGUCUCCUUGCAGACUGCGUCCAACCCCAUCGAGUGCUCCCAGCGCUCCGCCCACGAGCUGCCCAUGGUGGAGAGACAGGACGUCGACAGCUGCCUGGUCUACGGGGGCCAGCAGAUGAUCCUCACGGGACAGAACUUCACGGCCGAGUCCAAGGUUGUGUUCACCGAGAAGACCACAGAUGGGCAGCAAAUUUGGGAGAUGGAGGCCACGGUGGAUAAAGACAAGAGCCAGCCCAACAUGCUUUUUGUUGAGAUUCCCGAGUAUCGGAACAAGCACAUCCGCACGUCGGUGAAGGUGAACUUCUACGUCAUCAAUGGGAAAAGGAAACGGAGCCAGCCUCAGCACUUUACCUACCACCCAGUCCCAGCCAUCAAGACAGAGCCCACUGAUGAAUAUGACCCCACCUUGAUCUGCAGCCCCGCCCACGGGGGCCUGGGGAGCCAGCCUUACUACCCACAGCACCCGAUGGUGGCCGAGUCGCCCUCCUGCCUCGUGGCCACCAUGGCUCCCUGCCAGCAGUUCCGCUCAGGGCUCUCCUCCCCUGACGCCCGCUACCAGCAGCAGAACCCAGCGGCCGUCCUCUACCAGCGGAGCAAGAGCCUGAGCCCCAGCCUGCUGGGCUACCAGCAGCCGGCCCUCAUGGCCGCCCCCCUGUCCCUCGCGGACGCCCACCGCUCCGUGCUGGUGCACGCUGGCUCCCAGGGCCAGAGCCCGGCCGUGCUCCACUCCUCUCCGGCCAACCAGCAGGCCUCGCCGGUCAUCCACUACUCGCCCACCAGCCAGCAGCUGCGCUGCGGAAGCCACCAGGAGUUCCAGCACAUCAUGUACUGCGAGAAUUUUGGCCCCGGCACCGCCAGGCCCGGCCCGCCCCCCGGCGGCCAAGGUCAGAGGCUGAGCCCCGGGGCCUACCCCACGGUCAUUCAGCAGCAGAAUGCUACAAGCCAAAGAGCCGCCAAAAACGGACCCCCGGUCACUGACCAAAAGGAAGUAUUACCCGCGGGAGUGACCAUUAAGCAGGAGCAGAACUUGGACCAGACCUACUUGGAUGAUGAGCUGAUAGACACACACCUUAGCUGGAUACAAAACAUAUUAUGAAACAGAAUGACUGUGAUCUUUGAUCCGAGAAAUCAAAGUUAAAGUUAAUGAAAUUAUCAGGAAGGAGUUUUCAGGACCUCCCGCCAGAAAUCAGACGUAGAAGAAGCCAUUAGCAAGACACCUUCCGUAGCUGAGCCCUCGGAGCCUUCCACUGCCCCCACCUCUGUUCCCUUUCCUGUACAUCUCCCGGCCCGGAGCCCACACGCGGGACAUGUUCUGGCAGAAAGCUGACUCUCGAUUCAGGAGCUCGCCACCUCUCUCUAGAAACACCAGGGAGAACUCUCUGCCUUUGAUUUUUGUUUUAAAUCCCAAAGAGCAUCUCGGUUGACUUUAAUGGUGUCCCGUCCUCACCUUAAGUGCCUGCUGACCAAACUCACGUUCUGAACAAGACGGCACGCUGGACCGCGCCGAGAUGGAGUGACCGGAGCCCGGGGGCCCGGGCUGGGGUGGGGCGGAAGAUGUGGGCACUGUGAUUAAACGGCAGCCCUGCCUUCCUUUUUCCAGGUCCCAGAUACAGCCCCUGUACCUUUUGAAGGAAAGGAGUUGUCAAACAGAACACCCAAAGAACGUGGCCCAAGAGUCCAGCUUACAGGCCGAAGACACGCAGAGAAGCAGGACCGCCAUCCUUGGGCGUCGCCUCUUCCCGGCCACAGCUGGGCCACAGCUCGAGCUUUACUUCUCAGUUUUCUCAUUCGGAAGCAAAACCGUCUGGCCCACACAAGAUCACCUGUUAAAACUUCUCGGCGUUAAGUUAUGACACUUGUACACGUUUGUUUUAUUUCUCUCUGCUUCAGAAAGC